Messenger RNA from Octodon degus (degu), 3616 nucleotides. RefSeq names its product SEC14-like protein 3. NCBI's taxonomy places the organism in Eukaryota, Metazoa, Chordata, Mammalia, Rodentia, Octodontidae. The transcript is spliced from 12 exons. The coding region runs from base 83 to 1303 and encodes 406 amino acids. The record is from RefSeq and is a predicted model, not a curated record. Gene Ontology annotation, cellular component: nuclear speck; cytoplasm.
GCAGGAGUGGCAGCGACAGAGGCUGGGCCGGCGGACGGGACCUGAACAGCUGCUCCGCGCGCCCCUGUGUGGCCGCGGCAUCAUGAGCGGUCGCGUCGGGGACCUGAGCCCCCGGCAGCAGGAGGCGCUGGCCAGGUUCCAGGAGAACCUGCAGGACCUGCUGCCCACAAUGCCCAAAGCUGAUGACUACUUCCUCCUGCGCUGGCUCCGAGCUCGGAACUUUGAUGUGCAGAAAUCUGAGGACAUGCUCCGCAAGCAUGUGGAGUUCCGGAAGCAAAUGGAUCUGGACAACAUUCUUGCCUGGCAGCCCUCAGAGGUGAUCCAGCUUUAUGACUCGGGCGGCCUGUGUGGCUAUGACUAUGAAGGCUGCCCCACCUGGUUCGACAUCAUUGGGACCAUGGACCCCAAGGGCCUCCUCCUGUCGGCCUCCAAGCAGGAUCUCAUCCGGAAGCGAGUCAAGGUCUGUGAGCUGCUUAUGCACCAGUGUGAGCUGCAGACUCAGAAGCUGGGCAGAAAGAUCGAGAGGAUGCUGAUGGUGUUUGACAUGGAGGGGUUGAGCCUCAGACACCUGUGGAAGCCAGCCGUGGAGGUUUAUCAGCAGUAUUUUGCCAUCCUGGAAGCAAAUUAUCCUGAGACAGUGAAGAACUUAAUUGUCAUCCGAGCCCCUAAGCUUUUUCCGGUAGCCUUCAACUUGGUCAAGUCAUUCAUGGGUGAGGAGACACGCAAGAAGAUAGUGAUUCUGGGAGACAACUGGAAGCAGGAGCUGACAAAGUUCAUCAGCCCUGACCAGCUGCCUGUGGAGUUUGGGGGCACUAUGACUGAUCCGGAUGGUAACCCCAAGUGCCUGACCAAGAUCAACUACGGAGGUGAGGUGCCCCGGAGCUACUACCUGCGAGAGCAGCUGAGGAUACAGUAUGAGCACAGGGUGACCGUGGGCCGAGGCUCCUCCCAGCAGGUGGAGAAUGAGAUCCUGUUCCCAGGCUGUGUGCUCAGGUGGCAGUUUGCAUCAGAUGGCGGGGACAUCGGCUUUGGGGUUUUCCUGAAGACCAAGAUAGGGGAGCGGCAGAGUGCUGGGGAGAUGACAGAAGUUCUGGCCAGCCAGCGCUACAAUGCCCACAUGGUGCCGGAGGACGGGAGCCUCAACUGCCUCAAGGCUGGCGUCUAUGUCCUGCGUUUUGACAACACCUACAGCCUGAUACACACCAAGAAAGUCAGCUACACCGUGGAGGUGCUGCUCCCUGACAAGGCCUCUGAGGAGAAGCUGCAGGGUCUGAGAUCAACGAGACCCUCCCCAAUGCAGUGAAGACCCUGGCCACCUCUGCACCUGUUCCCUCCGACCCCUUUGCAGCCCCCUGUCUGCCCCUGCCCUCCAGGUGGUGCUAACAGUGGCCACAAAGAGCCACUUACCCUGCAUCACCAUCUCAGCCACUGUGUGCCCCCUUGGCACAGGGGCCACGCAGGAACGGGGACAACUAGUGCUUAGGUCACCCUAAGAUUCAAAGGAGCAUUUUGUCCCCUUGUCUUAGAGAAUGGAAAUGACAACAAUACCGAGGAGAAACCUGGGUUUACAGCUUCUGCCUGCAGAAGCUGCCUUUCAGUCUUUCUGAUGAGGCUUACUUAUCCCAGGAUUGACCUGUGCCGGGUUUCCCAGUUAGGGGUGCAUGAGUGCCAGCAAGGCCCCCAGCUUUGGGCCUGAGGAGCAGAAAAGCCCCAUUCUCUGCACACUGAAGGUCAGAAAGGAUGGGCAGAAUCAUCAGGAGGCAUCGGGGGGGGGGGACCUAAGGCAAGUGAGGGUCCAACUUUCAGCUGAGCAUCGAGGCCUCACCAAGCUUGUUCUGCUACCUUGGGAGGGAAACAUCAGAAAUGGGGUGGCAGGACCAAGUAGCAAUGACAUCACAGCAUGGUCAGCCCUGCAAAGCUCCAGUGGCCCCCUCCCUCCAUGCUGCUGGUGCUCAGCUGGGCUUUCCAGCCUGAGUGAGGCCCAGACCAACCCAGAGUUAGAGGGAAGGUUCCAGAGAUGAGAUGCAGCCUGUGAGCUGCCACUUGUGAUGCCCAUCCUAGACUCUGACCCGAUUCUUGAAGAACUGUUGAGUUUUUUUCUCUAUCUUGGUCUCCCCAGGAAAGUCUGGGCCAUGUAAUCCAGUAGCCAGCCAAUAUUGGCUUCUCUACAUGGUUGGUCAAAGGCUGGCCCUCCUGGUGUCCACAGCCUACAUGCAGGAUGACCAUAUCUUGUGCUUUUGGGUGGACUCUACCCAACAGGGCAGAGCUUGCCUAGGAGUGAGCCGAGGAAGUCGCCCAGUCCGGAUUGGUGGGUUGAUUCCAGAAGGCAAUGAAGCCAGUGCCUAGGCCUGAGGCACUGGCGGUACUGCCCUGAGCCUCCCCACUGCCCUCUGGCUGGACCAGGACAGUGGCCACCAGUAUCUCAAAAGACUUGUGUUCUGCCCAUGUGGCUCAGCUCCCAGCUCGAGUUCAUUAAUCCUGCCCUCCUUGUUUGUCCUGCCCUAUUGUGCCAAAGGGCAAGAGUCCUGUCCUCCACUCUGGGAGGAGUCAGAUGUCCCUGUAAAAUGGGUCCCUGCCUCAAAGUAUCAACACUCUCUCUGCCAAAGACCCCUCCCAGAGGCCAGGAGCCUCAGUACACACUGCCUGUCCAAGGACCUCACAAGUAAGAAACCAAGCUGCAGCCCUUUCUGCUCCUAGAUUCUGGGAUUUCAUCCCCCUCUUCCAGUUAAUAGGUGAUUUCUUCAUUGUCCAGGAUGCAUUUUAAAAGAGAAAUAAUGAUGCUUGGAAAGAUGGGGCGUCUUCAAGGCAGUUACACAGCCCUAGGGGCCAACUGCAGCAUUCACAGUUUAGCAGCAGAGCAGCAGAUCCGCUGCCAGAGAAAACACUCAACACCUAAAGUCAUCCAUGAAGCAUGCGAGUCCACAGGGAUUUAAGGAGACUGGCAAGAGAACAAACAGUGGUGACUCUGGCUCCACAGAGACUGCUGGGGGCUGUCAGGCAGGCCUUACAAGAUGUUCUCAAGUUAAAGGGCUGCCCCAUAUCCAAGAUGUGACACAUUUCCAUGACCCCUUUGCACCUUGUGUCCACUUUCCCUGCUGCCUCUCCAAUGGCACUUGGGCUUCCAAAACUCUAUGCCAGAGAGGGUGGUCAUCCCGCUUUGGGAGGAGCCUCUCGUUGCUUUCCCUUAGCCCGCCUGUGGCCAUGACAGAGACUUGAAACAACUGAGUUCAGCCUUCCCUUCACCCCUGGCCUAAAACCAGGUGUCUGGACUUGAACCCUGAUCUUUGCCCUUCUAACCACACACAGCCAAUUUUAGGUCAACACAACCCCCACCAGUUUCCUGGCAGAUCCCAAAGAUUGUUCCGUCCCCUGCACACGAUCACCUGAGGCUCUAAGCACAGACAAUAGACACAGAUGGUUGAUCUGGGUACUGGGCAGUGAGCACUUGGCCACCUUCACAGGUGACAGUAGUACCUCCUACCUGGCCCAGGAGGCAGGGACACAGUAAGAGCUCAACAGGAACACGUUCUCAGCAUAUCCCAUUCUAAUAUUUUUUUCUCUUUUGGAGACUAAACCCAGGACCUUUGCACUGAGCUGCAACCCCAGCCCCUUUUCA